CAGGCCUAUUUUUAACAAGAAGCAGCUUAGUCACCAUUCAGUAUGCUCUUUCUAUGGCUUCAGUGUCUUUUAAGGCAGAACAACCAGGCAUAGAUACAGGACUGCAGAUGUCAUUUUACAUGUAUUCAGCAUGAGUGAAAUUAAAUAUGUUAUUGUAUCUUAAAUGAGAUUUGGCACUGGGAUUCACGGAGCAAGUUUUGUGCAUAUAUUAGGAACAAUGGCAACACUUCCACCAAGAAAAAACCCAACCCCUACAAAAAUUUCAAGACAGCACUUGUCCCCGCUGCAGAUCCUUCUACAGAUGGGUUUUCCGAAACACAGAGCAGAAAAAGCCCUUGCAGCCACAGGCCACCGGGGCGUUCAGUUGGCUUCUGAUUGGCUCCUUGCACAUGUGAAUGAUUCAACGCUGGAUCUAGACUGCCCGCGGGAAUACGUGGUUUACCUCUGCCCAUCAGGCCCUCUCUAUGAACAGAUCCAGAGUUUUUGGGUUGAAGCUCUUCAAAAAUGUGGCUGGAAUGGAGCUCAUAAUCUUGUCCCUCACAUAACUCUCUGUUCCUUUUUUAAGUCAGGUGAUGAAAAUUGUGAAGCUCUCGUUGCAUCUUUAAAAGAAGUUGUACGAAGUGUUAUUCCUGCUCUUCCUUCAACCUUGACCUUAGACAAGUAUAUUUCUCCAAAUUACAUGGGUCUGUUUUUAAAUGACCAGCAGGCUGAUAUUCUUAAGAAGCUUGCUGUCACAUAUGUCAAGGAGGUUUCUCACAUGCUUGAAGCUGGGUGUUACGAGAAACUGGAGGUGAUGGCAGCAUGUCUGCCUUGGUGCACUGGGACAUCUCUUUCUCAGGAAUACUGCACCACAGGCGAAGCUGCAACCAAAGCCUUGCACCUUACACUUGCCUACCAGUUCCCACCAUCGCACUUCUCUCGUCUGGAGUCUCUUGUUGAUAUUGUGGACCCAAGAGCACCUGCAGCCUGGGAGGUGCGGCUCUACUCCAGGGACACUCGGAUUGUAGGAAACGAGGUCCACAAAGUCUUAUAUUCUCAUGUCCCUCGAGAACCAGAUGAACUUGAGCUGCUCAUCGGUGAUUUUGUUUAUGUUAAUGGAGACAGUCUGGGUUCAUCACCUGAUGGAUGGGUCGAAGGAACAUCAUGGCUUACUGGGAGUACGGGUUACUUGCCUAUUAAUUAUAUUGAACGAACAGCCGAAUCAGAUGCCUGGACACUUCAUAAAGCAAUCCCAGUUAUAGGCAACUCUGGUUUAGAAGGGCUGGAAACGGCAACUUUCCCACGCCGUCCCCCAAUUUCCUUGUCCUUGCUGAACCUCCUCGAAAACAGUGAAGGCUCAAGACGCUCAACUGAAGUGCUUUCAGAAUCAUCAUCAAUGGAUCGUUUACAUUCUCGACAAGCUUCCUUAGAAGCAAACCAGUCACCUUUGUUGCCAAAAUAUGAGGCAUUAGAUGCUCUUUAUGCCAAGGUGAAAAAGCCAAAGAAAGAUGCUCCCCUUUACAAGUUUCCAAUUGAAGGCCCGAGAAAGAUCAUCGUGGCUCGUCAUGGGGAGAGAGUUGACUUUACCUUUGGUGACUGGAUACGCUUUUGUUUUGAUGAAACAGGAGUUUACACUCGUCGAGAUCUGAACAUGCCAGAAAAACUGCCAUGUCGGAUAGGAGCACCACACAGUUUCUAUAAAGAUUGUCCCCUAACAAAUAUUGGUUUGCUGCAAGCGACUCUAGUGGGACAAGCCUUAAAAAACUCCAACACAGAAGUGCAUCAUGUUUUCUGCUCCCCAUCUCUCCGCUGUGUUCAGACAUGCACUAAUAUUUUAAAAGGAUUGGGCAUUGCUGAACGAAUGCCAAUUAAUAUUGAGCCUGGCCUGUUUGAAUGGUUGGCUUGGUAUCAGGAUGGUUUACCUGUUUGGAUGACAUUAGAUGAGCUGAUUGAGGCAGGGUUUAACAUAAACCGUAAUUAUGAUCCCCUUAUCCGGAAAGAAGAAGUCAAGGACACCCAUGAAAGUUGCGAGCAGUAUUAUGGAAGAAAUGCUUAUGUGACCCAAAGUAUUAUUAAUACAACUCAAGCUCAAGGAGGAACAAUACUGCUGGUUGGUCAUGCAGCGACCUUGGACACAUGCACACGGCAGUUAGUUGGAGGUGCGCCAAGGUCAGCUCAUGAGAUGACAUCUAUUAUCAAAAAGAUUCCGUACUGCUCCACAAGCGCCGUUGUGGAAUUGCCCUCGAGUCGGUGGUCUCUGGUUCAGCCAGUCAUGCCUGUUUCGAAUACUGGACAAGCUCAUUAUGACUGGAGAAUCCUCUUGUAUUGAUGGGAGAAGCAAGGUUUAUCUUUUUUGCUUAGAUAUGAUUUUUUAUGUGUUUGUCCAUUGGAGACCCUCUAGGUGUAUAGCACCCCUUAAAGCAGUUUGCUGUAAUAAUUGUGUACUGAAUUAUCUUUAAAAGAGAGACAUUUUUUCUUUCUUUCUUUUUAUACUUGCAGGAUAUCUGAUUAGGAAUAUUAAGUAAAUCUUUAGUGUAUCUUAUUCUUAUUAAUCAGAAUGUGAAUUUCUAAUUAUUGCUGAGGAAGCAUCAAGACUUUGUAAGAUUAUCCUUGUCGUAGUUAUGUUGCUGGUUAUCUAGUCAAAUCUUCGAGACUACACUAAUGCUGUAGUAUGCAUUACUUUCUUUCUCUUGUCUUAAAUACUUUGGAGUAUGUAUCUUUGACCAGUAAUUAGUUAACGUCUUAGAAAAUGCAUAUGUGAAUAAGGCAUAAAAUGGAAUUAUAGAAUUUCAGUGUACAAAGUAAUUACUUGUUGAAGUUUACAUGUCCAAUAAAUCUACAAAAUAAUAAAGUUGUAUAUUAAAAGGGAUGAUUUCCCAAUUUAAAAUUUAAAAUAUAUAGCAUGGAUUGUUCUCUCAAUCAAGCUCUCUUUCAAAGUCUCUAUCUCAAAGCCUCUGUCACUGUUAUUUUUCCAUCUUAUAUCUUUCACUCUGUGAAACUUUUCACUGCUUUAACUUUUUACUCUAUCGAUCCGAGUUUAAAAGAGAGAGUUUUAAAUUGAUGUCUCUUCUUAGGAAGUGUGUAAAAGUUUAAGGUUUAACUCUUAAUCAUAAAAUGUUUAAUAUUUUGAAUAUCACUAUAAAUGUAAAAUCAGCAUUUACCUUAAACAGUGACAUACUUUUAAUUCUAAUAUUGAUGGUUAGUGUACUUUGUUAAGGAUUACUGAAUGUUCCUUUGAUCUGGAUGUGUAAUCAUACAAUUAUUCUUAUUAAUAUUUAUUUAUUUAUUUACCAUUCUCAAAAGUUUUAUUGCAGUUCUUCCACUGAGAAGCAAAUGAUUCCCUCUGGAUGUUAUGAUUAUUGUUAUAAUACCUAAGUGCUAUACAUCUACCUCUAUUGGUCAACUUUUUUUCCUUUUGAUUUUCUUUACAUAAAAAAGAUAUGGAUAUGAUUUCAUAUGCUUUGUUGUCAGCAAUUGUUAUGUUUUGGCUGCUUGGUAUUAGAUAAAAAAAGUUAUUUGCAGAUUGGCCAAGGGAUCUAAGCUCUUGUUGAUCACACACAUAUAUGUAUACUGUUUUUCACUCAGAUGAUAAAGGUAUGAGUAGUUGCCUAAUCAUUGUUCAGGAAAAGAUGAAACUGCUGAAUGGCUGCUGUGUUGGCCUCUCCUCCUUGCCCUUACCCCAUUCAAGGCUAAUGGCAACAGCGAACCACCAGCGUAUUGUGUGUCUUGACUUUUGAAUUAUUAUUAUUGUUUAUUGAUUUAUUAAUUUGUUCAUUUAUCUAAUUCAGUGUUGUUUUAAAGCAUGUACUCAGACCUCCUCCACCAGUGCAUGAGGAAACCCCAGCCUGAGGUGCUAAAUAGAAAGGAAUAUUAUAUUUAGUAAUAUGAUGUGGCUUCCCCAGGUAUCUUUACAGAGACCAAAAUGAUGACUGAUUUUCUGAAUAUGCAUUGUAUUUUUUUUUUUCUUUUUUUUUUUCUUUGACGACUUUGAAUUUGAUUCCUGUUCUUUAUAAGUAUAAAAGCUAUUCAUUACAGUACUUUUCUCCUUGAAUCUCUUUCAUUACAAAGUUCCAUUUGUUUUCUCUUUCUGCUCAAGCCUUGUCUUUCUAUUUCAUCUUUUCCCCCUACAACUAAUAAAGAAAAUGGCUAGAUUCUUUUUGCAGCCACCAUGAAACCUCAUUUGGGUAUACUGCCCUUUUGGUAAAAUACAUUUCUUUGUUUAAUGUUUCAGUUUACUGAAAGCUUAGAAUGUGAUAUUUUAUUCUUGUAAUAUAUUUACUGUGAUAGAUAUCUAGUGUUAACUGUGUCUUUUCCUAAAAGUGAAAUAUCUUGUAUAAAAAUAUUUUAUUGUUUACCGACUAAGAUUGCCAUUUGCUUCCCACUCAGAUAUGAUAGAAUUAAGUCAAAACAAAGCAAAACUAAAAGCUAAAUAGGCCUUUGGCCGUAAUAUCAUGAGAGAUGCAUGACUUUUUUCAUAUUAUUUCACAUGGAAUGUUUGUAGUCAUGUCAUUAGUUAAGCAGAACAAGUUGUAUUUUCUUCUCUGGUGAGUUUUGAUUUGUUUUUCCUUCUCUGUCUUUUAUUUGUUUAUUUUUUCUUAGAAUCAAAUCAGAAUAAGAUGUGUUCUUGAUAAUUAGGAUGCUAGAUGUAAUUUCACUGACAUGCUUUAAAAAGCAUUAUUUUGUAUUUCAAAUAUCAUUAUACUGAAAGACAGAAAUACCGUAUUGCUGUUCCUCACUAUCUCUUUCUGAAAAGAAUAAAUUUCUUUCUUGAUUCA
Messenger RNA from Penaeus monodon (black tiger shrimp), 4754 nucleotides. RefSeq names its product protein UBASH3A homolog (gene Epp). The transcript has 13 exons. NCBI's taxonomy places the organism in Eukaryota, Metazoa, Arthropoda, Malacostraca, Decapoda, Penaeidae. The record is from RefSeq and is a predicted model, not a curated record. The coding region runs from base 164 to 2308 and encodes 714 amino acids. Gene Ontology annotation, molecular function: protein binding.